Cydia splendana is the source of this 1414-nucleotide messenger RNA. RefSeq lists its product as uncharacterized. Bases 173 to 688 code for a protein of 171 amino acids. The transcript is spliced from 5 exons. Gene Ontology annotation, cellular component: plasma membrane. The record is from RefSeq and is a predicted model, not a curated record. NCBI's taxonomy places the organism in Eukaryota, Metazoa, Arthropoda, Insecta, Lepidoptera, Tortricidae. Gene Ontology annotation, biological process: septate junction assembly.
AGUACCGGCGGUGGUAGCGAUAGUCGCUCCGUGCCGCACGACGAACACGCUUGUGUCUACCGCUGAACGCAUUCGAAAUUUACGCGCGUUCGAAAUUUGAACGAGUGGAAGUGAAUUUGAGUGACGUGAUUUUCGAUUAGUGAAGAAGUAGCUUUUGGUGUACAACUGGGCCAUGUCGGCAGGAGACCGGGAGUCCGAGGCCCAGGCCAAGAAGGGCGAGGAGGGCACGGGCGGUGACCGCGACUCCCGCGCCGCGGCGGCGCUCAAGAAGAACUGGUGCGUGGGACUCAGGAUAACUGAACUGGUAAUCACGGUGAUCGCUAUUGGGCUUGUGACUGGAGCGCUAACUUCACCCUACAUAGUGCAGUCGAGAUUGUCGCAUAUUGCUGUCAUCUUCUCUGCUUACUCAAGUUACAUCAUCAUCACCGGCAUCCUGAUCCUCGCGCGGCUGUUCGGCGAGUCGGCGGGAUGGAAGACCUCCAUCGGCUUUUCUGUGCUCGGGGUGGUCAUGUUCACCGCCGCUGCAGCCGUCAUUUUCUAUGACUGGCAUACUUCGUACUACGUAGUGGUCCGACCGAACAAGCAAGCUUACGACCUCCUUCUAUCGUCGGGGGUGUUCGCGGUUCUCGGCGCGGCUGUAUUCAUGUUCCACGCCUUCUUCACUUUCCGGAAGGAAGCAGACAUUUAAAAAAAUAACAUCGAUCACUCUACUUUUACUAUGUGUCAGAAAUGCCAGUACUGUGUCAAUCUAUAUCAAUUAAAAAAAAAUCGAUACAGAGAUAUGGAACAUAUUCUGUAUGAUCUUCAAUCUUAAUUUUAUCUCUUUUAUUAACUGCCUUAUAUAGUUUUUAAUUUAAGUUUAGUAUUCGAUAUUUUUAUUUGCUCUGUUGGCAUAAUGCAAUUUAAUGCAAUUCAUUUGUAAAUACAUAAUUUGUUAAGAAACCGUAAGUUGUCCUCAUUGAGUAGCUAUUCAGUUUUUCAAAUCCAGUUUUUUUUCAGUUUGUUGAUAAAGUCAACGUAUUGUGAAUUUUGUCUUAAGUAGCAGCUCAAGUAAAAUAAAGGUUUUUUUUCAUGGCAGCAUUUUUUUAAAUAAAUCAUUGAUUUUGGCCGAGGGAGUGCAAGUUACGUAAAAUUAAGUUUUAGAAUAAUUUUCGUAGUAUGAAUUUAGUUUUUAUUUCUUGGAGAAAGAUGUAUGAGGUUGUAAAAAUCGUGCAAGAGUGGAAAAUUUAAUAAAUAAAUGGUUGAGGUCUCAUGUGUAUUAAAAAUAUCUGGUGAUGGCCUAAUUAAAAUGGGUUGUGUAAAUGUGGUUUUGAAGAUUGACACUUCUUUAUAGGGCGUAUUACGGCUUAGUAUUUAAGACUUUUUAAACCAACGAGUAUUACUUAAAUAUUUAGUAUUACGCCUUCAUAACUUU